Drosophila hydei is the source of this 1071-nucleotide messenger RNA. RefSeq names its product coatomer subunit epsilon (gene epsilonCOP). Gene Ontology annotation, cellular component: COPI vesicle coat. The coding region runs from base 107 to 1030 and encodes 307 amino acids. NCBI's taxonomy places the organism in Eukaryota, Metazoa, Arthropoda, Insecta, Diptera, Drosophilidae. The transcript has a single exon. The record is from RefSeq and is a predicted model, not a curated record. Gene Ontology annotation, biological process: intra-Golgi vesicle-mediated transport; retrograde vesicle-mediated transport, Golgi to endoplasmic reticulum; endoplasmic reticulum to Golgi vesicle-mediated transport. Gene Ontology annotation, molecular function: protein binding; structural molecule activity.
AGCAUUUUGUAACAGAGUGGCAACACUGUAACUGAAAAGCCAACUCAGCUUCUAGUUUGUACAUUUUAUUUUGAGUUUGUGAAACAACUGAAAUUCUUUAUUAAAAAUGAGCAGAGCCCAACAGCAAAACGAUGAGGAUGUCAACUCGGCGUUGUUUGAUGCACGCAAUGAGUAUUAUAUAGGCAAUUUCAUGGGCUCAAUUAACUUUGUGUUGCCUGAACAAGGAACAGCAGGUGCCGAACUUUUGUCGUACAUGUAUUUAUCAUAUUUGGCUAUCGAUUCCGGUCGCAUCAUUGCGUCGGACAUCAAGGAGAAUACAACGACCCCGCUGUUGGCAUUACGUCUCGUGCACGAGGCCUUUGAGCAGCCAUCACGCACCGAGGAGCUGCUCGAGAAACUCACAGACAAAGUGGCUGGCGAUGAGGAUGAGUCCAACAUCUGGCACAUUGCCACAGCCAUCGUUUACUGUUACGAUGGACAGUUUGAGAAUGCUCUGAAGAUAUUGCAUGGCUCGAACAAUCUUGAAUCGAUGGCAUUAUCUGUGCAGUGUCUGUUGCGCUUGCAGCGCGUUGAUCUGGCCAAACAGCUGGUGACCAAAAUGCAAGAGAUUAGUGACGAUGCAACACUCACACAGCUGGCACAAGCUUGGGUUGCUUUGGCACAGGGCACUGAACAGAUGCAAGAUGCCUUUCACAUCUACCAAGAGUUCUGUGAAAAGUUCAAGCCAACUCCAGCGCUGCUUAACGGCCAGGCAGUCGUUCAUUUGGGCCUGGAACGUUAUGAGGAGGCGGAAGCUGUAUUGCGUGAAUCACUGACCAAGAAGCAUAAUGAUUACGAUACAUUGAUCAAUAUGAUGGUACUCGCACACCUGACGGGCAAAUCAACAGAAACAAUCACACGUUACUGGGAGCAGUUGCGUCAAUUCUAUCCAAAGAGCGAUUUUGUGGUGGACCUGGAUAAGAAAUCCGCUGAGUUUGACCGUCUGUGCCUGGAGUACGAACCGAGCCGCGAGCAGCUGCUUGCAGUUUAAAAAAAUCGAUUCCCAAUUUAUACAUUCAUUUAUAAAACUAU